Schistocerca gregaria is the source of this 3451-nucleotide messenger RNA. RefSeq names its product probable phospholipid-transporting ATPase IIB. The transcript is spliced from 14 exons. Gene Ontology annotation, biological process: retrograde vesicle-mediated transport, Golgi to endoplasmic reticulum; endocytosis; phospholipid translocation. Gene Ontology annotation, molecular function: ATPase-coupled intramembrane lipid carrier activity; ATP hydrolysis activity; ATP binding. NCBI's taxonomy places the organism in Eukaryota, Metazoa, Arthropoda, Insecta, Orthoptera, Acrididae. The coding region runs from base 659 to 3421 and encodes 920 amino acids. Gene Ontology annotation, cellular component: endosome; plasma membrane; trans-Golgi network. The record is from RefSeq and is a predicted model, not a curated record.
UUGGAAGAGCACUUGCCAGCGAAAGGCAAAUUUUCCAUGUUCGAGCCCUUGCCCGUCACACAGUUUUAAUCUGCCAGAGAUAUAAUAUUCUGUUUGUUUACAGUGCAGAAAAAGUAAUUACAUUUUGGUAUCGACAUCAAACAGGAAAUUAAGGUGUAGAAGAUACCGUUUUCCUACAGGCUGUUGGAAUCCAUGCCUAAAAGAAUAUAGUUUUUAAUCAGAGGCCCAGUUCUCGAUGCUGUACGUAUGUGCGUAAACCUUAGUAGUUAAGUAAUUUAUCUUCAUAAUUACUCGUAAACCCUGAAAUCAAUGCCAGUUAACGCAUGUUGCUCCGUUAGACUUAUCUACAGUCUCGCAACACUAUUCCAAGCAGUUGCUAGCAGACAGGAGUGUACGGUAUCACUUAAGUAAGGUAAUUAGCUAAAACAAAAUGUGUCAAGUUAAGGAGAACUGUUACUCAUAUAAAUGAAGACUAUGGAACAUAACAUGCCAGGGAAAAGUUUGAAAUUCGCGCCAUCUAUCGACGUCGCGUUCAUGGGAGUGUUUCCGCAAACGAGUCUGCUGUUGUUUUGCUGCGAUUAAUGUAUGCAACAGUAGCGGAAAAGACUUGCUUGUGAGGAAUAGGAAACAUGAAAUAGUAUUAAACAUCAUUGAAAUCAUGGAUGCUACAAAAAUUAGUGUGAUUGAUUCUUCGUCCACAACACAGCUCGUAAAGGAAGAUCUCCCAUUAAUACCUAAACAAACGGAUGAUUGCUGUACAAGAUGCUGCCAUUCGAUGUGGAGACGAUGUUGCAGAGAACGAGAAUUGAAACCAAGGACUAUAGUAGUUGGAAGAACAAGUACAGAAAAAUUUCCAGCAAAUGUUAUUCGCAAUCAGAAGUACAAUAUUGUCACAUUCUUGCCAUUGGUGUUGUUCCAGCAGUUCAAGUUCUUUCUCAACUUGUAUUUUUUGAUAAUGGCUACCAGUCAGUUCAUUCCAGACAUAAGGAUUGGUUAUCUUUACACUUACUGGGGCCCUCUGAGUUUUGUCCUAACCGUUACAAUUUGCCGUGAAGCAAUAGAUGACUUCAGACGUCAUCAAAGGGACAAGGAAGUAAACAGUCAACGCUACAGGCGUCUUGUUCGAGGUAGAGACACACCUGAACUAGUACCAUCAUCUAAAUUACGUGUCGGUGAUUUGAUUGUUGUUGAAAAAGAUCAAAGAGUUCCAGCUGACCUGGUUUUAUUGCGAACAACAGAAAGGUCAGGUGCGUGCUUUGUUCGCACUGACCAGUUGGAUGGUGAGACGGAUUGGAAGUUGCGACUUGCAGUGCCUGCAACUCAGAAACUUGAUUCAGACUUUCAGUUGUUUGAUAUAAAGGCAUCACUUUUCGUGGAAAAACCACAGAGAGACAUUCAUAGCUUUAUUGGGACCUUCACAAGGCAUGAUGGCUUUGGCAGUGAAGACAGUUUGGAUGUGGAGAAUACACUAUGGGCAAAUUGUGUUGUUGCAUCUGGUUCUGCUCUUGGAGUUGUUAUUUACACAGGGUCAGAAACACGCAGUGUAAUGAACAACUCUCAGCCUCGCAGCAAAGUUGGACUUCUUGAUAUGGAAAUCAAUCAGUUGACAAAGGUGCUUUUCUGCGCUGUGAUUGGUCUGGCAUUAGUUAUGAUGUGCCUGAAAGGAUUCAGUGGCCCUUGGUACCGUUAUAUGUUCCGUUUUGUUCUUCUCUUCUCAUACAUAAUUCCAAUAAGCUUACGUGUGAACUUGGACAUGGGAAAAGCUUUUUACUCUUGGUCAAUACAGCGUGAUGGUGAGAUAUCUGGUACUGUUGUGAGAUCCACGACAAUCCCCGAAGAACUGGGAAGGAUAUCAUAUCUUCUUAGUGAUAAAACUGGUACAUUGACACAAAAUGAGAUGGUAUUUAAGAAACUACACUUGGGAACAGUUUCAUAUGGCACAGAAACAUUUGAUGAGGUGGCAUCACACUUGAAAACAGCAUAUUCUCAGCAUCAGCAGUCAGAUGGCCCUUCUCCAACUCGUGAAGUGCUGUUAAUGCCACUAGGUACAUCUGGAUCGGUUUCUGGAACAAAAGUGCGACGCUCGGAGGUGACUCGAGUGCAGGAAGCAGUAAAGGCUGUGGCACUCUGCCACAACGUGACACCUGUGUGGGAGGAAGAACCAGAAGCAGCAGCUGGUAGCUCACUGGAAAGCCCUGUGUCAGUUGAGAGUCAGACAGAAGCAGAUCAGCAUUACUGGCAGAAGAGUCAGCAGAGUUGUGUGUACCAGGCCUCUAGCCCAGAUGAGGUUGCAUUGGUGCGAUGGACUGAGCAAGUGGGACUGGCUCUUGUUCGUAGAGAUCUUGUAAGCAUGCAGCUAAGAACACCAAGUGGUCACAUCUUUUCGUACUCUAUUUUGCAAAUCUUCCCAUUCACAUCAGAAACCAAACGGAUGGGUGUAAUAGUUAAGGAAAAUCAGACAGGAGAAAUAACAUUUUAUCUCAAAGGCGCAGAUGUGGUAAUGUCCUCAAUAGUCCAAUAUAAUGAUUGGCUAGAAGAAGAAUGUGGAAACAUGGCACGAGAAGGUCUCAGAACAUUGGUGGUUGCCAAGAAAACCUUAACAGAAGAGCAAUACCUUGACUUUGAGAGUCGAUACAAUGCAGCUCGUAUGAGUGUAUCAGAUCGUGUUUCUCGAGUGGCUGCUGUAGUGGAAAGCCUUGAACGUGAAAUGGAGUUGCUGUGUGUGACAGGUGUUGAAGAUCGUUUGCAGGAUCGUGUGCGCCCCACAUUGGAGCUCCUAAGAAAUGCUGGAAUAAAGAUAUGGAUGCUGACUGGCGACAAACUGGAGACAGCUACUUGUAUUGCUAAGAGUUCGCACUUAGUUUCUCGCACCCAGGGGUUGCACGUCUUCAAAUCUGUUAUGACAAGGACUGACGCUCAUCUUGAACUGAAUACUUUUAGGAAGAAACAGGAUUGUGCCCUGGUUAUAAGUGGUGAUUCUUUGGAGGUAUGCCUGCAGUACUACCAGCAUGAAUUUCUGGAACUGGCUUGUGGCUGUCCAGCAGUAGUGUGCUGUCGUUGUUCACCAACUCAGAAGGCAGAAGUGGUUCGGCUCAUACAGAGGCACACAGGCAAAAGGGCAGCUGCAGUUGGAGAUGGUGGCAAUGAUGUUAGCAUGAUACAGGCAGCAGAUGCAGGUUGUGUACCAUAUUGUUAUCUAGACAGUUUUACCAUAGAAAUAUAUUUCAAACUUUUUAAAACCAUUUUCACUGCGUUUUUUUUUUUUUCAGUCAGGUUUAAUGUAUCAUUUCUGUUCUUUCAUUUCUUUCUUUAUCCAGUUCUGCACAUUUCCCAAACUCCAUGCUUCAACGUAAAUAGAAAAAUUUUCUCGUCCCCAUUUCUUAUUCAAAUUCAUUGGUCUUGCUAUUUUUAUCUUCAAUGAAAAAGAUAAUUGUCUUAUAUAGCAACACCU